Molecule: messenger RNA, 751 nt
Organism: Elgaria multicarinata webbii
Lineage: Eukaryota; Metazoa; Chordata; Lepidosauria; Squamata; Anguidae
Gene: NME5
Product: NME/NM23 family member 5
Exons: 5
Coding region: 21-656 (211 amino acids)
Biological process (GO): UTP biosynthetic process; CTP biosynthetic process; spermatid differentiation
Cellular component (GO): cilium
Molecular function (GO): nucleoside diphosphate kinase activity
Source: RefSeq, a predicted model, not a curated record
CCUGAAUCUUAACAGCAAAAAUGCAGAUGUUAAUGCCUGAACCUCAGAUUUAUGUUGAAAGAACCCUGGCAAUCAUUAAACCAGAUAUCGUCAACAAAGAAGAUGAAAUAGAAGAUAUAAUUCUCAGAUCAGGAUUUACCAUCGUUCAGAAACGAAAACUCCAACUAAGCCCAGAGCAGUGUAGCAACUUCUAUGUAGAACAGUAUGGGAAAAUGUUCUUUCCUAACUUGACAGCUUAUAUGAGUUCUGGGCCUCUAAUUGCGAUGGUUCUUGCUCGGCAUCAAGCUAUCUCACACUGGAAGGACCUGCUUGGGCCCUCAAGUAGCAUAAUAGCUAAGGAAACUUAUCCUGACAGUUUAAGAGCAAUCUAUGGGACAGAUGAUCUAAGGAAUGGACUUCAUGGCAGUGUCAGCUUUGCCUCAGCAGAAAGGGAAAUCCGGUUCAUGUUUCCCGAAGUGAUCAUUGAACCAAUCCCAGUGGGGCAAGCUGCUAAGGAUUACUUGAACCUUUAUGUUACUCCUACUCUGCUGAAAGGACUUACAGCACUGUGUAAAAAGAAGCCAGCAGAUCCUUUUACUUGGCUGGCUGAUUGGCUAAUUGAACAUAAUCCCAACACACCUAGGCUGCGGCAUAAUGUGAUUGUGGAGGAGCCUUAAGGAGGAAAAUGUUAACACUCAUGAAAAAAAUGGCAGCGAAAGAUCUGUUUCCGCUAACCACAGGCUCCCGAAUUUCUUACUAAUAUAAGCAUGAA